Molecule: messenger RNA, 9617 nt
Organism: Porites lobata
Lineage: Eukaryota; Metazoa; Cnidaria; Anthozoa; Scleractinia; Poritidae
Source: the annotation of a GenBank genome assembly
CAUUCAUUGCCAGGGGAUUGUGGUUCUCGUCCCCACACCCGAAUUGUCGGAGGCCAUGAGGCAGCUGUGAACAGUUGGCCUUGGCAAGUUCAAUUAAGGUCAACUAAUGGAUUUCCAUUCUGUGGAGGGUCACUGAUCGACCCUUACUGGGUUGUCUCAGCAACUCAUUGUCUCAAAAAUCUCUUCGGAAGUACAAAACCUUCAGAAGUAAAAAUCAGGUAUGAAAUUCGUCGUACUUAUACUAAUUUGAACAUUUUUUUUAAAAUUUUCAUUCAGUUUAAGUGAGAUGUAGUGUGCUAACGUUCUUCUUCUUUUUAUUUUUUAUCUAUGAGGGUAAAUACACUAAGCACCCAGGCACCGAUAAAAUUUUUAUUAUGAAAUAGUUCUUUGUGCCAUACAAAGACUUUUUUCGGUUGCCUUUUGUUUCUCUUUUUUUUACUUUUAGCCUAGCUUUUUUAUGGUCAGAUUUAAGUUACGUGACCUUUCUAAAUUUGGCAAAUAUUUAAUUGUUCCCUAAGCUUCAAUAUGUUAGCAAAAAAUUUCACUGUCGCUUGAGUUCAUAUAAUAUAAUAAUGAUAAUUAAUAAUAAUAAUAAUGAUAAUAGAAUCCUGAAUAAUAACUUUGACACUUUAUGACGUUAAAUAUCUUACUUAGGUUAGGAGCGCAUUUCCGCACAACUGGUACUCUUGGGACCGAACAAGAUAUUGACGUGGCAGAAAUCUAUAGACACGAAAAAUAUCAUUCCCCUCAAACAUACAGCCAUGAUAUUGCGCUAUUGAAGCUGGCAAAGCCUGCAAAGCUGGGCAAAGGAGUUGGUCUUGUUUGUCUGCCAGAUUCCAAUCUACCAUUACCGAUAGACAACUCCUACCAGAAGUGCUGGAUCACCGGCUGGGGAAGACUGGCUUCGGGGGGAGCUUCUCCAACUAAACUGAUGCAGGUAGAUGUGCCCCUUGUGUCGAAGACCCGUUGCUUGAAAGCAUAUCCUGGAAAGAUCCAUGACUCUAUGUUGUGUGCGGGACUAGAUCAAGGUGGGGUGGAUGCAUGUCAAGGUGAUAGUGGUGGACCACUGGUCUGUGAGUACAACGGCAAAUGGCAACUGGAAGGAGUAACUAGCUGGGGAUACGGAUGUGCUGCACCAGGCAAAUUUGGCGUGUACGCUAAUGUUCGAUAUCUUAGCUCAUGGGUCAAGAGCAAAAUUUCAGGUGGUGUUACGCCCAAACCGACACCAGCACCAACACCUCCAAAGCCAACAACAAUAGUACCCUCAGGUAAAUAUAUCAGGACUGAACAGAUACAGUUCGAAACUUCUUGAGAAUCAUAAUUUUUAAAAGCCUUAGCUUUAGGAUCUUGUGGAGGAGUGUGUGGCCGAGCAGUUACCUGGAACCCCUGGAGGUCCGGGGGUUCAAGCCUCGCCCGUCUCGUUAUUUCCUUAGACAAGGAACUUUACUCCACUUUGCCUGGAUGUCUUCACCCAGGUGUCUGAAUGGGUACCAGCGACAUAGUACUGGGGGGUAACCCUGCGAUGGACUGGCAUCCCGUCCAUGUGGUAGUAGCAAUACUCCAGACUUACCUAAUGUUACGGAAACCGGGAUAAGCUCCGGCCGUUUGGGCUUUUGGCUCGUGUGCGCCUUUACCUUUUAGGAACUUAGUGGGACUAUUUAACUAACAGUAUUGCUAACAUGUUCACAAGAUUACUCACUAUACCGAAACGUUUUUCCAGUUUUUACGUCGAAUCUCUAUAACAAACAGAUCAGAGUUCUACUUCUGACGUCCUUAUUGUUACAGGUAGAGGCCGUUAUUUAUUCGCUGUCAAUUAUUUCCCUAUCAUGCACCUGACUCUGUCUCUUUGAAAAUAAAGCAUAGCACACAACCCUUUAGGUCGUACCUCGUUUACCACAUUAUUUUGCAUCUUUCAAAGAACGAGCAAAUGAAAGUUACCUUCAAAUUGUUUUUGUCUCAUAAUAUUCAUUGCCAGGGAAUUGUGGUUCUCGUCCCCACACCAGAAUUGUCGGAGGCCAUGAAGCAGCUGUGAACAGCUGGCCUUGGCAAGUUCAAUUAAGGUCAACUUACGGAUUUCCGUUCUGUGGAGGGUCACUGAUCGACCCUUACUGGGUUGUCUCAGCAACACAUUGUCUCACAUAUUCCAAUCCAUCACAAGUAAAAAUCAGGUAUAAAAUUCGUUGUACAUAUGCUAAUUCAAACAUUUUUUUUUUUCAUUUUAAUUCAGAUUGCAUGGGAUGUGUUUUUCCUUUAAAAAAAGGGGGAGAGAAAGAGCUUUUUAUUAGUUCCAUCUAUGAGGGUCAAUACCUUGAGCAUCCAAGCACUUACAAAAUUAUUAUAAGAAUUAUAAAAUAGUUGUUUGCGCCAUACAAAGACUUUUUUCGGUUGUCUUUUUUUCUUUUUUCUUUUUCUUUCAGCCUAGCUUUUUUAUGGCGGCUAGUUACGUUGCCUUACUGAAUUUGCAAAUAUUUAAUUUUUCUUUUAGCUUCAAUGAUUGUUAGCAAAACAUUUCACUGUCGCUUGAGUUCAUAUAAUAUAAUAAUGAUAAUUAAUAAUAACAAUAAUAAAAUCCCGAAUAAUAACCUUGACACUUUAUGACGUUAAAUAUCUUACUUAGGUUAGGAGCGCAUUUCCGCACAACUGGCACUGUUGGGACCGAACAAGAUAUUGACGUGGCAGAAAUCUAUAGACACGAAAAAUAUCAUUCCCCUCAAACAUACAGCCAUGAUAUUGCGCUAUUGAAGCUGGCAAAGCCUGCAAAGCUGGGCAAAGGAGUUGGUCUUGUUUGUCUGCCAGAUUCCAAUCUACCAUUACCGAUAGACAACUCCAACAAGAAGUGCUGGAUCACCGGCUGGGGAAGACUGGCUUCGGGGGGAGCUUCUCCAACUAAACUGAUGCAGGUAGAUGUGCCCCUUGUGUCGAAGACCCGUUGCUUGAAAGCAUAUCCUGGAAAGAUCCAUGACUCUAUGUUGUGUGCGGGACUAGAUCAAGGUGGGGUGGAUGCAUGUCAGGGUGAUAGUGGUGGACCACUGGUCUGUGAGUACAACGGCAAAUGGCAACUGGAAGGAGUAACUAGCUGGGGAUACGGAUGUGCUGCACCAGGCAAAUUUGGCGUGUAUGCUAGUGUUCGAUAUCUUAGCUCAUGGGUCAAGAGCAAAAUUUCAGGUGGUGUUACGCCCAAACCGACACCAGCACCAACCCCUCCAAAACCGACACAAGCACCAACACCUCCAAAGCCAACAACAAUAGCACCGUCAGGUAAAUAUAUCAGGACUGAAAAGAUACAGUUCGAAACUUCUUGAGAAUCAUAAUUUUUAAAAGCCUUAGCUUUAGGAUCUUGUGGAGGAGUGUGUGGCCGAGCAGUUACCUGGAACCCCUGGAGGUCCGGGGUUCAAGCCUCGCCCGUCUCGUUAUUUCCUUAGACAAGGAACUUUACUCCACUUUGCCUGGAUGUCUUCACCCAGGUGUCUAAAUGGGUACCGGCAACGUAGUGCUGGGGGGUAACCCUGCGAUGGACUGGCAUCCUGUCCAUGAGGGAGUAGCAAUACUCCAGACAUACCUAAUGCUACGGAAACCGGGAUAAGCUCCAGCCGCUUGGGCCCUUGGCUCGUAUGCGCCUUUACCUUUUAGGAACUUAGUGGGACUAUUUAACCAACAGUAUUGCUAACAUGUUCACAAGAUUACUCACUAUACCGAAACGUUUUUACAGUUUUGACGUCGAAUCUCUCUAACAAACAGGUCAGAGUGCUACUACUGACGUCCUGUUUGGUACACGUCGGCGUCUUUAUUAAUUCUCUGUCAAUUAUUUUGCUAUCACGUACCUGACUUGUCUCUUAAGUACAAUAAAGGAGAGCACACACCCCUUUACGUCGUAAUUUUGCUUUUUAAUUCCGCAUAUCAUAACGGUUCUCCUAUGUAACUCAAGUAAGCAAAAUAUUUUCAAACAGGUUAUUGCCAUUGCUCCUUACCACAGGUACUUUUGAGCUAAAUCGACAGUAAGAGAGAAACAUUUAACAAAUUUGCUUCGAAGACGUCAUGUUGGCAAACAAAUUAGCGCCCGUUUGAAUCUGUUAUUCUUUUCUUCCCGUAGAGUGCAAAGACAGUGAGUGGUACGCUGAUCAGUGUCCAACUUUGGCACAACACCCAGGGUACUGCCAAUACCACCAUGAAUGGACGAAGAAGUACUGCGCUAAGUCUUGUGGCUGGUGUAGUAAGUGUUCAUUUUGUUUUGACUUGAUUUAGCCAUAGAUAAUCCGUUCAGUUUAAGGUAGCACAACCAAACCUCCCAUCUUUUUUGACUGUUUUAACUUUGAAAGAAGAGAACCAAAAGGUAGGCCAAAGCUAGAUUUCAAAAAGUCGGGUCCUUUUUCUCAAAAUCGUUUUAGCAAGAAUAACCUUUUGUUUGACUGUUCGCGAGUACUUGAAUACGCAAAAAUACGGACUGUACCUGUCUUGCAGUAUAGGCCAAAGCCAUAGCAAUAGUUUUGUAAAGUUGUAUAAUACAUUUAGUACUUGACUUAAAUAAUUGUUUUUUGGUCAUAAGCAGUUACCGAGGCAACGUAUCUUAAGGUUUACCCAGACUCUUUCUUCAGCUUCCACCACUGGUAUCUAGAAAAUGAAACAAGUGACCCCUACUUUUUUCCGGUCGAUAGCUUUUGGCAUUAAAAUCGAAAUGGAAAAAAUUCUACGGCGUGGAUUUUUUUGUUAGAGUGGACGAUAGGACAUUUUCGCCCAGAAUUUUAAUAUACCAUUUCAGUUUUGAACUAUUUUUGAAAAUGAAACUUUUAGGUUCGUCCAUCAGACGGUACUCCAUCAAACCGUUAGUAAAAGAGACACUGAAAUUGUUUAGCAUUUAUCGGCUUUGUCCUCAACCGAUGUAAAGAAGGAAGUCUUUAAUUAUACGUGGGUCUUUGUUUACAGGUCCAGGUCCUUCCACACCUCCACCACCCACCUUGCCGCCCUCGUCUUGUGGUAGGUCCCCUGUUACACGUGUUAUCGGAGGAGUGGACGCUAAACCAGGGAAUUGGCCUUGGCAGGUUAGUAGGAUAGCAGUUUUUAACGCGUGGACCAUAAAGUUAUUACUGAUAUAAAAGUAAUCAAUGAAAUUACAUGGCACUCUGAGGGGUGUCAGCUGAUACUUCUGUAAUUUCAAUGAUGACGAUGAUGUAAGUCUUAACUGAUUAAAAGUGAUGGAAUUUAAUUGUGCACUGGAACGUUCUGGCGUCCGGAAGUCUACUAGACAACCAUAAAUUACCUUUUUUACAUGUCAUGCAUAUGUACCUGACUUAUGACCAAAAAUUAAAGAUACCCCUUUAAUAUUUAGUGGCAGCCGCACAACCUUGUAGCCCUUCCAAUUAUGGCUAGAUUAACAUCACUAAUUAAAGGAGAUUUCUCCAUUUUUGCGCCCGGCGAACCCAAAACGUUUUAUGCCGGAUAGUGAAAACACUAAAUACAACAGUAGCAGGCGUAGCAAGGUUUUCCACUCGAUCCUCCUUUUUACUUUCGUCCCAAGUUCAUAGACAAACUGGUGCGGAAACGCUUCCUAGGCAGGCUAUUUUUACGCGAGUUUGAGAAUCCUUAAUCUUUGGUAAGUAAAGGGCGGCGCAUCCUUAAUCUUUGGUAUUCUAAAGAUCAGAGCAUCCCCGUGUAUAAAGUUCACACAGGAAGUACUGACCAUUAGAGGCUCAAUCCAAAGAAAGCAGGUUUCAGUAAAAUUGUUACCGAUAUGAGACAAAAACAAGACUUGAUGCGCGCGGGUUUUCUUCAAAGCGCAUAUCAAGUUAAUGAUCUUUCCACCUAAACCUACAUUUCACUUGACCAUACUGUUUCUUCUGCCACGGAAUCAAACAGAAACGUAAAUGUGUAAGUGGAUUUGCAAAGUAGGUGCACCGCCGAAUUGUAAACCCGUUUUGUAUGGUGUACCUCAAAGUUGCUUGACAAUGUAUAGCCUGCGUAGCAAGCGUUUCCAAUCGAGCUUGCUCUUGUCCUGACUUUCUCAAGGAUCUCGCGCGGACACGGUUGCUACGCAGGCAAUUACUUCUAUGUCCAGGUUAGGGCACUAAGUUUCCCAAAAUAAUCCGAACACGUUAGAGUGUGUUACCUUGCUCACUUUAGUUCAAAUGUUUAUUUGAUUUUUCGCUUUUUCUGAUGUAAUAGAUAGCGCUUCUUAGAGGGAGUUCCAAGUCCUUCAGCUGUGGUGGAUCACUUAUCACUCCUGACUGGGUUGUUACAGCAGCGCAUUGUAUUUCACGGGGACAGUAAGUUUGCGUUUUAGACCUUUGGUUUAGCUUUCCCUUGUAAAAUGGUACAAUAGGGGAGAUUUAUGGCCAAAAUAGCUGAGAAUUUUCCUCUAAAAAUAAAAUUUUAAAUCUUAUGAUCUAUUAUUCUCUACUGCGUAACUCUUAAACAGGUAUCAAUACACUCAAUGUCAGAUCCAGAAGGAAAGAGUUUAGUUUUGUUUUCCCGAGAGUCUGAUGUUUCCCAAGACGUUGUUGUGUUUAUUGACCUUUAUUCACAAAAAAAAAAGACAAGACGGGCAGUGUUUUGUCCUCCUUCUGUCACGCCACUUUCCACCAUUCUUUGAUCACGUGCUGUAAUGUAUCCCGAGCGGGGUACAAAAGCAUCACGAUCGGGAUACACUUGAUUUAAGUCAAGGCCACGUGACCAAGAAUCAACCAAUAGCAGUCCGUGCUUAGUUUAGUGAAAGUCUAGGAAUAUAACAACACCAUCGUAGCAUUUAUCCAGUCUCUGUGGUACCAUUAAUUUUAACACAAGCAUGCUCAAAAUCAUUAGCCAUAGAGGUCUGUAUGAUAUUAACUCAGCCCGGUGUACAGGCUGUGUAUUGGAACUGAAUUAUGUCCUUUUUCUAUACAAUAGUGGCACUGCAGAUCCGGGUUUGAAACCCAGUGCUGACUUUGUUGAGGAAAAAUUAUAUAUUUAAAAAAUAAAAUAUCUAUCACGUAAACCAAGUUCCUUUUGAAAGUAUUGACGCCGGACUAAAUGUCAAGAUUUCCGCCCAAACUUAUCUUUGUAAACGCGACUUAAGACCCAUAUCAAGGACUCGGAGAGGCGAAAACCAUAUCCAAAGAAAGAAGUCGGUCCCCUUCUUCCCAUUCCAGGCCACAGCUGGCCAAACUGAAUCGAACAAAGGAUCUCUAAUUUUGAAUUCAAUCCAUAGUACUCCUUAACUUCAGGCUAGGAUGCCCUUAUUGAAUAGAAUUACGGUGGCGAUACGACCUGUGUGUCUACCUCUUAGGAGUAAAACCGGUAACAUACGUUUAGCCAAUAAACAUGGAAGUACUAGAAAGGACAGUCAAAAAAUGCAGUCACAAGCCGUCACUAACUGAUGGUUAGUCGUUCAUCAAAUUGGUUGAUCCAACUCAGGCGCAUAUAAAAUCUGGGCCCAGUUGUUUGAAGGCCGAUUAGCGCUUAUAAUAACCUGGGGUUAAAAUUUUUAGGUUUUUUAUGUUUUUUUUCCUUGUGCUCGAAAGCAUUUUCUCGGAUAAUUUUCUCUGUUAUUUUUAGAGCUUCCAAUCAUCAACCUGUAGACAAAAAUAAUUAAGACUGAAAUGCUUUUUAAGCUUUCAAAUCUGAAUUCAAAUCUCGCACUAACCCUAGGUUAUCUUAACCCAGCUUCAAACAACUCGGCCCUGCAUGAUUUUUAAACUACUGCAAGCGUUUUGUUGAUUAGCUGACCAGGUGUAACCAAAUGACAUUGUUUAAAUUGUUUGUUUAACAGGCCAGCUAGUUACUAUACUGUUCGUUUGGGUGACCACAACCGUUACCUUUCUGAGGGAACUGAACAAGAUAUACCAGCUAAACAAGUUAUAGUUCAUCCUCAAUAUUCCUCGUUUACAAUAGACAAAGACAUCGCUUUGAUCCAGCUUUCUAAGCCGGCAACUUUGAACGACCGAGUGAAUACAGUUUGCCUUCCUGCUCAGGAUGAAAUGGUUUCCACCUCAGCUAAGUGCUUUAUAACAGGUAAAUUGGUAAAUCUGUUGAAAAUAGUGUCAAUAGUCUCCUAACCCUGUAAAUUAGUAACAAACAAGUAGCCUUCACUUAAAUCCUGACCUCUGUGAUUAAUUGCUGGAUCGCCACAUUGCAUUGUAUGAAAUGUUUAAAGUCUUUAAAAUUGAACGCAACGAAGUCAAGUGGUGGUAAAAACAGAAAACAUCAAAAAGGAGAAAACUAACCCAUCCAAUAAAAACAAAAAUAAUUCAGAAAAAAUAAAUAAUCAUUAUGAAUAAUCAUUCACAAAAUAUGAUAACAUUUAUUAAAAUCAAAACGACAUUUAAAUGAUGUGAUGUGGACUUGGUACUUCAGGCUUUUUUUUUUUGUUCUAGGAUGGGGAAAAAUACAACACCCGGGAUCUUCUCACAAUAUUCUACAACAGGCUGAGAUACCGCCCGUGACAAACAGCGUUUGCCAGAAAAAAUUGGACGCAUCACCAGGUUUGCCUUAAACCAGUGGGGUUGUGAUAAUUUAAUUUUGUACAAUUCACAUUUGAUUUUUUUUUUUUUUUUCUACGCGGGCGGCGUUUUCACAACCAUAAAAUAUCUAUAUUUAUUAUAUAAACACCAAUGAAAUACCAGGUGAGCUUUCGCGCGAAAACUUGGUAUCUUCACAAGUGAAAAUAACAUGUUAUCUUCACAUGUGAAAAUAUCACCUUUGCUAUGGCUACAUAAUAAAUCGCGCCUUCACACCAAAAAACUAUUCAAGUGAAAUGGUUUGGUAUUUCAUUGGUGUUUAGAUAAUAAAUAGAACAUUACAUGGCCGCUUGGAGAUACGAAGUUUCUCUUCUCGUGUUGAAAAAAUAUUUCACUCGUUAUAUAUCUAUUAAUUACACUGAGUCCAAUCCUCUAUAACGAGCUUUAGGGUCUGUUUACGUGGCGGUGGGGGACCUUAGAUAGGUGAGGUAACCCGCGGCGGGUCAUGCCACCGAACAUGUAAAGGUGAUCAAAUCUCUUAGAUUCAUUAUAUGGACAGGGGGGUUAACUCACCUACCUGGGGCUCGCCCGGCCUCCAUGUACCAAGGCCCUUUAAGUCCCCAGUCCCUUGCUCCAGGGGAACGAACAAAUGGUGCAAUAAAGCGAUAAGAUUACGUUCAGCUCUGUGAUUAUAAUACGAUAAGCCCGCGACCCAGGAAGAUUAGACAUUCCGGCUUGCGCCAUCUAGGCGCCCGCUAGAGGACGUGCAUCUAACCUGUAAAUAGACAGUGGUCUUUGUGUUAAAUUUGGCAUGGGCCAUGCCCAUAUUCCGCAACGGUCGCAAUAGUGCAAGAUACGAAUAAGAAUCUGAAAACAGAGUGCUACAGUGAGAGGUUUUUUGCAGAUGCUUUUCAUUUGGUCAUUCUUAUUUUGUUUAAAAUCAACCUCCUAGGUGGAUCGUCAUUAAAGAUCACCCCACACAUGCUCUGCGCAGGAAAAAGUGGAACUAUCCUUAGUGGUUGCCAUGGAGACAGCGGUGGUCCUUAUGUUUGUCAAGGAGCCAAUGGAAAUUGGGUUCUACAGGGUGACGUCAGUUGGGGCUCCUCGAGAUGCUCAGCAGCCGAACGAUACACUGUUUUCGGACGGGUUGCUAAGUUCAGGAAUUGGAUCGACCAGACCAUGAAAUCUUGA